CACAAGGAGAAAACACUACAUUUUUACUCUUAUCAAAAUGGAAAACUACAGAAAAGAUUGCUGAUUGGGCUUCUUUUAUAAACAGUCUUUCUUUUCCUUUCUUGUUUUCCUUUUCUUGUUUUCCCAAUUUUAAGAUUUCCUUUAUUAUUAUUCUUUUCCUUUUUCCCGCCAAAAUUCUAUCCAUGUGUUUUUGGUCUAAAUCUCUUUCCACCCUUCUCAGAAGAUCCAUUACCUCAGGAGAGAUCACCAGGAAAACAGCAUGCUGUAUUCCAUAGGUUAAAUGGAUGAAGAUUUAGAUAAAGAAAUAGCAGCGUAUUCCUUACAAAACUCCUCAGAAGCAUUGCUUUCUAUUCAGUUACUAGAUUUUAAAACAACAUUUCUGGAGGCAGUAGAAGAGCUGCGUAUGAGAAGGGAUUCGGAAAAUCUUUAUGAGGAACAAAUUAGCAGACUUGUUGCAGAAAAACAGGACCUUGUAUGGCAGAAGGAAGCUGUUCAGCAUGAGAAAGAAGCAUUAAAGAAGCAGCAUGCAGAAGCCAUUACAACUUUAAGAAAACAAUUUCAAGCAAAAAUGAUUCCUAUGGAAGAAGAAAAGGGAAAACACCUGCUUGUUAUAGAAUCAAAAGAAAGAGAAGUGGAAGGAUUGAAAGAAACAUUUAAAAACUUACAGAUUUCAAAAUACAUGUUGCAAAAGAAGGUUAAUGAAAUGGAGCACAAGAUGCAAUUGUACAAUUCAUCAAAGGAAGAUUAUCAGAAAAGACUGAAUGAAUUUGAAAAAUGCCAUGCAGUUAUAAUGAAUCAAUUUGAAAUAAUAAAAGGUGCUCAUGGGAAAUUAGAGAAAAAUGUUGUGGAAGCAAUUCAAUUCAAUAAGAAUUUGUCAGCAAUUAAUACAACACAAGAGUCUGAGAUAAAUAACCUAAAAAAGGAACUAAAGAAAAUUACAUCAGAUGUGAUAAAAUCCAAGGUUACCUAUCAAUACAAAGUGGAAGAGGAUCUCAGUCUGAAGGCAAAGGAACUGGAUCUAAAAAUAUUACAGCAAAAAAAUUCAUUGGAAGUAGAUUUAAAUGGAAAAAUUACUGAAGAAAUUGCAAGACUUAAAGAAGAGAAACAGGAGAUUAUGGCUUCUCUACAACAUAUGCAGCAACUCCUCUGCAGACAGACUGAAAGAAAUAACAGAAUUGAGGUGGAGUUGAAUAAACUAAGAGAAGAGUAUCAGAUCCUUGAAAGAGAUAAUGAGAUGCAAAGGGAGAAUGCAAAAGAAAAUGAACAAAAGUUAGCUAGUCUUCUGAAUGAAUAUAAGAAAGUACAAGCAACUUUGAAAAAUGAGGUAAAAAACAUAUCUAAUGAAAAUCAAAUCCUUAAAGCCCAAAAAGAUGAUAAGUAUACACAAACUACAAUGAAAUAUUUGAAUGAACAUGAACAAAAAGAAAAUGGAAGAAACAAUAAUCUGGAGAUAGACAUUGGUAUAAACAUAGGGAAAAAGGAUUCAGAAUAUUUUGAAGAAUUGGGACAUUCUGUUGAUCAUCUGGGUGCUGGUGUUGCAAAUGAAGGCAUUUCUGAGAGUCCUGAAAAUAUUAACAAUACAAUCCAUAAGGAAGAUUACUUGGCAAAUAAAGAAAUUAGUGAAGAGCCUAAAGAACAAAUUAAAAUUGCUUGUGAGAAAACUGCAAAUAACCAUAUGAAAUCUGAAAUGGAUUCUAUAUUGUUACCAGCGAUCAACACAGGUAACUUGGAUAAGUACAAUGAUAUUAGUAAUGAAGAAAAAACAUCACCAAAACAUAAUAUAUCUGCCAAUAAGAAUAUAGGCAUAAAUAUUCAUAUUGAUGAAAACAUUAAUAAUCUACUUCUGGGAAGAGCGUUAAGUACUGAAAAUUCAGCUACAGGUGUACAUGAAAUGCCUAGCAAACACUUUGAUAACUACAGUUCCGAAUUGAAAGAAGUGAAUACAAAGAUUUUGCUCCUGGACACUCAAGAUAUACAUGAAUCUGAAACCGGAGACAUGAAAAUUAAUGAAGUUGCCAAAGAUAAACAGAUAAACACCCAUACUUCCAAAGACAACAGUGAGCAAUUUACUGAAUUUCUUAAUGAAGAAAAAGAAAGAGAAAAAUCAUUGAAUACAAUGAUGAAAAAAAUAACAGUGGAAGAAAGCACAAAACAAUCAUGUUCUUUGCUCAUGAAGACAACAGAAAAUUUAAUAAACAGAAAUAGAAGGCUAUCCUUUAACCUUCCAGUUGUGGAAGAAAAAACAGAAUACUUAGAUUUAUCAAGAAAACGUCAAGAGGAAAUUCAAAUAAUGCCUGUCUCCUUGAAGGAAAGGCCUCUCUCCCAAGAAAUGAAAACUGCUCAGAGCUCAAGAAAAAUUGAUAAGAUCAUAAACAUGCCUAGUGAUGUAAGACAAGAAACACCAGUUUCCACUUGCAGUAGUAGAACUGCUGAUUCUUUGAAUACCGGAACUACUAAUCCAAUCCCCAAGAGAAAUCCCAGUGCAGAAUGGAAUGCAAUAGCAAACAGUUUUUAUGAUCCUUUUUUUCCCACAGAACACGCCACAACAGAGAUUCUGUUACAGCCGCAAAUGAAGUCAAUACAGCUUCUGCUCUCUGAAGUCAAUACAGCUACUGUAAAAGGGAACUUACAUAGCAUUGAAGAUGGGAAUUCACAAAAUGUCUUCAUGGACACCCAAAUCAGUAAAACUGAAAACUUAUUGUAUUUAGAAAAGCUCUGCCAGUCCAGAAAGAGAAAGUAUGAAUAUUUGGAAAAAACAGCGAUAUCAGGAAAAAUGGAAAUGUAAUUGUUCCUAAAUGCAUGUCUUUGGCUGUUCUCAUGCUUCUGUUACAUUCAGUGCUAAAAAUAACCUCUUGUGAAAUGAGAAAAGUUGAACUGCUCUGGUAAUUGCAAAAAUCCUUAAUUUUUCUCUAUUCUCCAAGUGGGGAUUGACUAUUGGGAGAUAUGUAUACAUGGGUUUCUUUUAAAACUUUUUUUUCACUGCUAAUCAUUAGGGGGAAAUGAAUGCAAUCAAAAUGAGGGUACUAAAUGUAAAUUAGUUCUCAAGCUAAUCUCUAUUUUCAUAGUUCAGAAUCCUAAUACAGUAUAUCUUUGGAGUUUUCCAAACUUAGAAAUGACCUCUAGCUACCACAGAACAUUAUUAUUUUAGAAAAAAAAUAGUUAUUGAAAUAUUAGAAAAUACUUGUAGCUCGGGUUUUAGAUUUUGGCAGUGGUUUGCUCUCUGAGCUUGUUUUUAGUUUUUAGUUCUGGAAUGUUUCAUUACCAGACUAGAUAACAGCACCAGUGGAUUUAUUUAUUUAUUAAGUCAGCCUGCUACUUUUUUG
Messenger RNA from Crotalus tigris (Tiger rattlesnake), 3323 nucleotides. It is a transcript of the gene CCDC73, whose product is annotated as coiled-coil domain containing 73. Lineage: Eukaryota; Metazoa; Chordata; Lepidosauria; Squamata; Viperidae. The record is from RefSeq and is a predicted model, not a curated record. The transcript is spliced from 17 exons. Bases 281 to 2785 code for a protein of 834 amino acids.